Molecule: messenger RNA, 12401 nt
Organism: Mus musculus (house mouse)
Lineage: Eukaryota; Metazoa; Chordata; Mammalia; Rodentia; Muridae
Gene: Nup50
Product: nucleoporin 50
Exons: 8
Coding region: 7763-9286 (507 amino acids)
Cellular component (GO): nuclear pore; nuclear membrane
Source: RefSeq, a predicted model, not a curated record
UCAGAGGUUAAAUCCAUUAUCAUCAAGGCAGGAACAUGGCAGCAUCCAGGCAGGCAUGGUCCAUGAAGAGCUGAGAGUUCUACAUCUUCAUCUGAAGGCUGCUAGUAAAAUACUGGUUUCCAGGGAGCUGAAAUGAAGGUCUUAAAGCCCACACCCACAGUGACACACGUACUCCAACAAGGCUACACCUCCAAAUAGUGCCACUCCCUGGACCAAGCAUAUACAAUCCAUCACAAUAAGCAAACUGAAAGGAGCCCUCACACUAUACCCCAACUUGCUCUUUUGCCCCCUCCUCACAACCAGCAAGCUGACCUGUUAGAACUUUCCACACUAAUUUCCUUAGCCUAAAACUCCAUCUGCCCAUGUGUCCACAAAACUCAUAAAUGCUUCUAAGGCCAUCCUACAUACUCACUCACUGACUUAUUCAUAGCUUCUGAACCCUUGGCCAUGAUUUAGAAAGACAGUGACAGGGGAGCACAUGACAGCAGAGCUGCCGAGAAAGACCUGCUCUUGCAUUAGAGCUGAUAGAAACAGAACCAACAGGGGUACUAGCAGCCUUGUUUGGUCUAGUAGCUAGGGUUCCAGAAAGCAAGAAGUGGGAAAUCAGAGUGUUGUUAUUAUCGAGUAACCCCAGUUGACUAGCAAUACUCUUUGCCUCCCAUGCCUGAAUGCUCUGCUCUGCUGACCCAGGGGUCUGGUGCCCAAGGUAAGAUGCUUGAAUGCUUCUGCUAGGAGACAAUGGUUCCAUUCAACCAGCAGCUAAGAGUGUUCAGCCCUUUUAGGUCCCUCACGGCACUGAAGAAACUGGCAAAGAAGGGAAUUGCUGUGCUGUCCGGGUGACAGAUGCUCACUACUAAAGGGAAGUUGGAGGCGAGGAAGUGUCUGGAUUCUGGACCACUCAGCACACUUGUCAGGAUCACCACCAUGUCUUAUGACCAGCUUCGGCAAUGAGCUAAAGACAGUGCAGCUGAGACAGAAGAACAAAUGGCCCAAACCCAUUAGGAGUAAAGGUCCAGGCCAUCCUACCAGGUGAAGACCCACAACUGGCUGGACUAAGGCAGUUCUAGCAACCAAUACUGGCCAUAUGGACUGUAGUCAAGAGUGUUUCAUUUUUUUUUUUUUUUUUGAGAGAUUUCAAGGGAUUGACUCAUGAGGUUGGGAAAGCUGGAGGCUCAAAGUCUACACAGUAGGACAGCAGGCUGGAUAGAAGGGACAGCCGACAUUGCAGAUGGGGUCUGGAAGUAGUUAGCUGGAGGAAUUCCUUCUUCAGAGGCCAGGUGUUUGGUUUCUUGUUUGUUUUGGGAGGUGGCUUCAAAUCAUUUAAUAAAACCCAUUAUCAGCUUUUAUGAGUCUACAGACUCUUAAAACUACCUUCACAGCAAUAUCUAGGUUAGUAUUGAAUGAAAAUACCUAGGUAUCAUUAGCUAAAUUAACAUUAAUUGGCAUGUGGCUGGAUAAUGGACAUGUAUGCCUUGGAGGAAGAGUGAAUGGAUACAUUUACUGAUUAGAUGUAGGGGUCUAAGAAGAUGGUUUGUCCCCCAAGCAUAAUGCUUUUUACUCCAGAUGGGAAGACUGUAGCAACAGUCACAGAUGAGGGUGGAGGCUUUGAAUUUUGAGCAUCUUAAAAUUCUAUACCAUAAGACUUCUUUUUUUUUUUUUUUUUUAAAGAUUUUAUUUAUUUAUUAUAUGUAAGUACACUGUAGCUGUCUUCAGACACUCCAGAAGAGGGAGUCAGAUCUUGUUACGGAUGGUUGUUAGCCACCAUGUGGUUGCUGGGAUUUGAACUCUGGACCUUCGGAAGAGCAGUCGGGUGCUCUAACCCACUGAGCCAUCUCACCAGCCCACCAUAAGACUUCAUAAAGGAAUCUGGUUACAAUUCUAGGGCCUGAGGUUGGGGGAAAAGCAGGUUCAAGCUCUAGUAAAAGCUGUCUUUUCUGUGGGCCUUUUGUAAGAGCCCCACUCAAUUCCUAAGUUAUGGUAAAUCCUUCCUGCCCUACUUGGGAUGUACCAAAAUAGCCAUCAUCAGAAGCUAUGGUAACACGGAGGGAGUUCUGCAGCAGAGGCAAGGUGUGCACAGCCUGGGUUCUGAAGGGGAAACCCAGUCUGCAGCCAAGGGGCUGCAUGUGGAAAGCGGGGUGGUCUCCAAUGAUAAGAUGGAAAUGAUUAAGAUGAAAAUGGCACUAAGUGGGGACUGUCUGGAAUACUGGUGGAACCCACACAAGUGCUAUUUUAGCCAGCUGUUUUCUGAGGUCUGGUUUUUGAAUAAGAACAAGUCUGUUGCCACCAUGAACAAACAGUGCAGCUCCCAGGAUCCUUUUUCUGGGUUCUCGUUCCACACCCACUAUCUCUUUGAAAGUGAGAGGUCACCUCUGUUCCCUCCUCUGUGGAGUCAUUCUUCCUUCCUGGAACUGAAUGCUAUGGUUUAGCUCAGUUCACCCUCUGUCUUCAUGAGUCUCAAGAUUCUCACGUCUAUCACCAUCUCAUACCACUGUCAGGCAUGAGGAAGAGCAGCAUGUGCCAAGACGAAAUGAGCAGAGCAUUGGAACAGUGGCAUUAAGGAAAGAAAAGCGGCGGCUCUGAGGUCCCUGGAGAACCUGAGCUUUUUCCACCCUCUCCCCUAAGGAAAUGCCUCUGCAUCAGUUGAGGGCCUGGUUCUCAACCCCUCCUACGUUCUCAAGAACUCAGUUUUAGUGUCUCACUUUUGUCUUCAACCUCGCCUCCUUUUAGGAGUGUCCAAUCUUCUAACAUUGUGACAUACUGCCAUCUACAAAGUUCACACCCAAAACUCACGUAUUCUGGGACAAAAGGCUUAGCUCAGAAGUUGAGUACUUCAGGGGCUGGGAAAGUUAAUUCUCUCCAUUUAAGUAGCUUGUCAAUGGGAGACUCAGUCAAGGCAAGUAGGAGAAAACUCUUGUUACAUUUGUUCACUCAUUAGGAACAGAGCCAGGGACUACACAAAGCAAAAGGGGGGGGGGAGCUGACUCUUGGACAGGGGUGCACAAUCUUAGGGCUCUUUAGAGGAAGAGAGCUGAGAGGAUGGAUAUAUAGUUAAGAUGAGAUUUAUUAGCUUACACAAUAUGGUCUGAGUAUAGUUGUCUCACACUACAAAGACCAAGAAUCUGGUAUCUGCUCAGGCCCAAAGGCUAGGUACCCAACUCAGCAGUACCUACAUUGGUGAAGGCCUGGAGGAUUCCUGAGGAGCUUUGGGCCUUCCAUCAACACUGGAAGCCUGAAGAAGUUGGUCCUAAAGUCAGCUAAAGGAGCAGCAGCAGCAGCAGCAGCAGCAGCAGCAGCAGCAGCAGAAUAGAUGAACUUGCCAUCAAGAAUGAAGGCCAAGCAGGCAAAAGAGCAAAACUCUCUGGCUUCCAUAUUGUUUCAUCUGAGCACUAACAGAAGGCCCCUCCCAUAUUUAGGGUGGAUCUUCCCACAGCAGUUAAGACAGUCAAGACAACCCCCAACCCCCACAGAUGUGCCCACAGGUGAACAUGACAUAGACAAGCCUACAUUGAGGCUUUCUCCCCAGGGGAUCCUCCGUAGUCAAAUUCACAAACACAUCAUUACUUUAAAACCUUAACUUUCACCUCUAGUCUCCAAAGUCUCAUGUUUACUUUAUAUAAUACAUACUGUAUAAUGUAUUCCAGCUUUUUAAAAGCCCCUAAGCAGAGCUAGUGAUGGGUCAAUGGCCAAGAGCACUGGCUACUUUUUCAGAGGCCCUGAAUUUAAGCCCCAGCACCCACAUGGCAGCUCACAAUCAUCUGUAACUCUAUUUGCCCACCUGACACCUUCUGACUUCCAAGGGUAUCAGGCACACUUGUGGUAUACAGACAUACAUUCAGACAAAAACACAUACAUAAAAUUUAAAAUAACUUAUUAAAGUAAAAAUUUGGGAGUGGAGACAAGGGUAUGUGUCAUAACAGUUUAUAAUAAGUUUCAGGAGAUUUGACACACUUGUCUGGCUUCUGAGGGCACUGCAUGCACAUGGUACAUAGACAUGUGCUCAGACACACAUAAAAUAAGUAUUUCUUAAAACCCCAAUUUCUUUACAAAUCUCAACACUUUAAAAGUCCAAAGUCUCUAAGUGAGCUAUAAAAAUCAAAACCAAGUUAUAUACUCAGGGCCAUAACAAAUAAUCACACCAAAGGGGGGGGGGGGUCAAAAUCCAGCUAAGAAAACACAAAAUAUUGUAGUUUGUGUGCCCAGCAUCUGCAACCUUGAAUGUAAGGUUCUGGACUCCCAAGGGCUUACGUAGCAAAGUCUUUAAAAGAAUGGUUAGUCUUAUACCUUAAAUAUGGUAAUGUAGAUUUAUGAGACAUAACCACUGACAUCUCAAUAGAUACUACAUUUCAUUAUAAAGAAAUGGCAAACAAAAAAAACAAAACAAGAAAACAAAACAAAUUAAAAGCCGGGCAGUGGUGGCCCACGGCUUUAAUCCCAGCACUUGGGAGGCAGAGGAAGGCGGAUUUCUGAGUUCGAGGCCAGCCUGGUCUACAGAGUGAGUUCCAGGACAGCCAGAGCUACACAGAGAAACCCUGUCUCAAAAAAAAAAAAAAAAAAAACCAAAAAAAGAAAUAGGAGAAAACACAGUAUCUGCUUUCUAUAUGCACAAACAUGUUUUUAACAGGACAAAAACGUCAGUUACAGACCUCUUUUCUGUAAGGUCACAUGGCCACCGUUGGUAUUCACAACUGCCUUCCUGUACUACCUAUUCUGUAUUUCCUCCACCCUCAGCAAGCACAUUAGUGAGUCUUGGUUCUUUACCUGGAGUUAGGGAGACCCAUAUCUUCAUUACUGAAGGAUCUGGGCAAUCUAAUCAUCCUGUCUGGGUUGGGCUGUUGUAGUUUCCCAGAGUUUAAUCACAGGACAUGGAACACAAAAGAGAUGCCCUGAAGACACAUCCCUGUAUGUUGGGUUUCCCUAAUGCUUAUGCAUGUCCACAAUACCUGCAGAUACAAAAUCUUACGAUGAGUUAAGUCAUUUCUCUCUUUUUCAAAUCUUAAUUUUUGAAUAUGAAUGUUUUGAACUUCCAGUGUUGUGUAUCCAUCAGAUAAGACUGCUGCUCAGACAUGAGUUUAAGCCAAUACAAACUCUCUUAGCUGACCAGUAACCUUGCUGGGUGUUCAGAAUCCCAGCGUAGCCCAAAGUCUUACUCAGGGCGAGUUAAGCACGGACAACAAUCUGGGUUGACAUACUUCAGUUGAGCUGGGUGACUACAUUUAGAAACUAUGAAGUAUGUAUGGCCUUUGAUGGCCGUGGUCAUUGUUUUCAUUUUACCAAGUGGUGCUGCUUGCUGAGUUUCAUGGCCUGAAUGGUACCACCAUCAAUGGAGUCUGUUGUGUUAACGUCCGGGAUCCUGUUAUGGAGGGUUGUGAGCUGUCACGUGAAUUCUGAGAACUGAACCUGGAUCCCCUGAAAGAACAAGUGCUUUUAAACACCGAGUCACUCCAGUCUGCUCAAGGCUCUUAUAUUAAGUGGCACAGUAUUCACAUGAAGUAUUUUACUUGCAGGUUUUGCUGUUGGAGAGAGGAUCUCACCUGAUCCUUCAACAUGGCCUUGAACUUGCAAUCAUGUCCCAGUUCCUAGAUUACCCAAACUGCCUAUAACCUGAAAGAAUUCCGGGCAGGUUUCACACGGACAUCUCACUCCAAUGAAUUCGGCUUGCAGCUAGGUUUUUGUUCCUCAGUACUGAGUGGUGGAAUUAAAGGUGUGGACUACUACUUCCAGUUUACUUAGGUUUCCUUUUGCAGUACUACGGCCUCACAGGCGCUAGGCAGAUACUUUACCACUGAACACCCCCAACCCUUUCUGGUUCUUCAUUUGGUUGCUUUUUGGUAGUUGUGUUUUUGUUUGCUUUUGAGACAGGGUCUCAAUAUGUGAGGCUGGCCAUCUUGGAACUAUGAAGAUCAAGCUAGCCUGGAAUUCAGAGAUCUGCCUCUGUACUGGGAUUUAAUCAAGUACUGGGAUUAAAAUGAGCACCACUAUGACCAGCCAGUUUUGUAUUUUUAUUUAUUUUUGGGAGAGGGUCUAAGUUGCUCAGGCACGCUCAACAUAGAUUUGAAUUUUAUCUGUGGCCCAGAAUAGGCCUUAAAGUUUUGAUUCUCCUGCCUCAACUGUCUGAAUAGCUGUGAUUGUGGGUCUGGUCUGUAUUAAUGAGGAUCUUCUUGUUACUCUGGCUGGCCUGGGCUGAUCCUCUUGCCUCAGCCUUCCAGUAACUGUGACUUUAGUUGAAAAUGCCCAUGACCUGACUGACUUCAGAUACUUAAAUUAUCUCUGGAGUACUUAUAGCACUAAAUAUGACGUUAACGACAUAGCUGAAAUGUGUAGAGAAUGACAAGAAAAAUACCUUGCAUGUAUUUAACACAAAUUUUCAGAAGACACUUCAUUGGCAGUCAGUUGAAUCAAGAACAAAUGUGUGCAUUAAAUGCGAUCUGGCUUUUUCUCUUUCACUCUGCUGGAUCUGGGGGAACUGAAUUUAGGGCUUUCCUCGUGCUAGCCAAGUACUCUACCACCGUGCCAGCUAGUCUCCUUUUGCAGUUCUUGCAGAUCGAUGGAUGAAACACCCUGAAAAUAAGGGACUUGACUUCUCCCUUGGAACCCCCUUUGUCCUCUCUCAAAAGUUUGGAACUAUUGCUCUAGAAAUGCUAGUUUCUCUGAGACCCGUUUCCGGAUGGUUAAGGAUGGGUCUGACAUUCUGGUUCACAUUCUCGUUAAAACUCAAGCAGAAGAAUUAGACCAACCGGAAUCCCUUCUUAAACAACUGAACCGCUUUAGAGUGCUGUAGUCAGCUAAAAGCACACAAAACACGAGUCCUGGUCCAGGACGCAUACGGUUCGUCCCGCAGCUGAAUCCCUCCGGGGACUUCAUCUCCUGUGGGCCCUAGCUGGUCCUGCAGCUUGGGGCAAAUUUACAGCUCCCAACGAGGAAAUCUGUGGACAUCUAUCAUAAAGCAGCAAUUGGGGCAGGUGACCUUUAGAGUCCGUCCCGCAGGGCUCUCCAGCCCCAUGUCGGGAAGAGCUACCACAAGCUUCCAAGUCUCCGCAGACUGAGAUCCACCCUCCCCAAGGCCCGUCCACGUGAGAAUCACGUUGCACCCGCCUCGUGCUCCCCCCAGAUCCACGGCCAGUCUCCUCAGCCACCCACCACACCAUCGGAGGCCUCCAAAGUCACUGACCACAACGCCUCCCGCUAGUGUCUCGGCAGCGAUUGGCGCGCGAACCUCCUCAAACUGGGACGGCGGCCGACACGUGACCAACGUGCUUAACCCGCGUUUGACAGUGGCUUUGGCUCCCGGCCCGCUGCCCGCGCUCCCUGUGCGCACGCGCGAGCUCCAAUGGUCCUCCCGGCGACUGUUUCUAGGGCGGGCUUGCGCAUGCGCCGCGCGACCCAAGUGGCCCUCAGGAGAAGGGGCCGGCGGCGGAGGCUCCGACGCGCAUGCGCAGUAGCUGGAUGCGGGCGUCGCUUGCCUCUUCCCCCUCCCCCUCUCUUUUCCCUCCGAUUGGUUCGGAGGCGUCCAUUCGAGUUACAAGAUGGCGGCCCCGGGCGCUCUCUUCACCGUUCUGUAGCAGCUUCGGGCUGAGCGGAUGUCUCUUCUUGUCCUCAGUGUCGGACUCAGAGACACACGGCUCCCGAGUUCUGCUGAUCACGAAGUUCCCGGAGGCGCUCGACGCACCGGAAUCUCCCAGCGGCCGCGACCGCCGCCUCGGCCCUGCUCGCCGCGGCGCCGGGACUCCAGCGUGAUCGGCGGCGGCAGUCAAGGUUCACAAAAAUGGCGAAGAGAGUUGCGGAGAAGGAGUUGACUGACAGGAACUGGGAUGAGGAAGACGAAGUUGAAGAGGUACAGAGCCGCUCCCUUUGUCUCUUGCUGUCUGUGUCUCAGCUCAUGUUACUUUUCUUGGUGAAGACUAUGCUAGAACUUAAAAACCUUCAAGAAAACACAGCGGGAGAGGUUUGGUUCCUGAUGGGAACAUUCUCAGUGGCCAGUGAGGAAGUCAUGAAGAACAGAGCCGUAAAGAAGGCAAAGCGCAGAAACGUUGGAUUUGAAUCUGAUAGCGGAGGAGCCUUUAAAGGUUUCAAAGGUUUGGUUGUGCCUUCUGGAGGAGGAGGGUUUUCUGGAUUUGGUGGCUCUGGAGGAAAGCCUCUGGAAGGACUGACAAAUGGAAACAGCACAGACAAUGCCACGCCCUUCUCCAAUGUAAAGACAGCAGCAGAGCCCAAGGCAGCCUUUGGUUCUUUUGCUGUGAAUGGCCCUACUACCUUGGUGGAUAAAAAGAUUUCAAGUCCCAAAUGCAAUAACAGCAAUCAGCCGCCCUCCUCCGGCCCUGCUUCCAGUACCGCCUGCCCUGGGAAUGCCUAUCACAAGCAGCUGGCUGGCUUGAACUGCUCCGUCCGCGAUUGGAUAGUGAAGCACGUGAACACAAACCCGCUUUGUGACCUGACUCCCAUUUUUAAAGACUAUGAGAGAUACUUGGCGACGAUCGAGAAGCAGCUUGAGAAUGGAGGCGGCAGCAGUUCUGAGAGCCAGACAGACAGGGCGACGGCUGGAAUGGAGCCUCCUUCCCUUUUUGGUUCAACAAAACUACAGCAAGAGUCACCAUUUUCAUUUCAUGGCAACAAAGCGGAGGACACAUCUGAAAAGGUGGAGUUUACAGCAGAAAAGAAAUCGGACGCAGCACAAGGAGCAACAAGUGCCUCGUUUAGUUUCGGCAAGAAAAUUGAGAGCUCGGCUUUGGGCUCGUUAAGCUCUGGCUCCCUAACUGGGUUUUCAUUCUCUGCUGGAAGCUCCAGCUUGUUUGGUAAAGAUGCUGCCCAGAGUAAAGCAGCCUCUUCGCUGUUCUCUGCUAAAGCAUCCGAGAGUCCGGCAGGAGGCGGCAGCAGCGAGUGCAGAGAUGGUGAAGAAGAGGAGAAUGACGAGCCACCCAAGGUAGUGGUGACCGAAGUAAAGGAAGAGGAUGCUUUCUACUCCAAAAAAUGUAAACUAUUUUACAAGAAAGACAACGAAUUUAAAGAGAAGGGUGUGGGGACCCUGCAUUUAAAACCCACAGCAACUCAGAAGACCCAGCUCUUGGUGCGGGCAGACACCAACCUAGGCAACAUACUGCUGAAUGUUCUGAUCGCCCCCAACAUGCCGUGCACCCGGACAGGAAAGAACAACGUCCUUAUCGUCUGUGUCCCCAACCCCCCACUCGAUGAGAAGCAGCCCACUCUCCCGGCCACCAUGCUGAUCCGGGUGAAGACGAGCGAGGAUGCCGAUGAAUUGCACAAGAUUUUACUGGAGAAAAAGGAUGCCUGAGCACUGAGGCUGACCAAGGCAUGUUGCCACGUUGCUGCUUCCCCUCCGUCCCUAACUUAGUCACAUUCUUUCCUCUUCUACUGUGACAUUCUGAGAACUUCUAGGUAACUUGAACUUUUGUGAGGAAGAUUAAGGCCAAUAAAUCCUUUCAGUGUGUCGAAGCUCUUCUCCCUUCCUAAGAACUAAGCAAAAUACAUUGGAGUGAAAAGUGUGGGAAGAUGGUUUUUAAUGUUGAUUCAUUGAGUAAACUAACCUAAGUGAUUCUUAAUGGACUAUAAUCAGGGUACCAGUUAGCUCUCCAAAGGCUCCCUCAGGCAGCAGUGGUGCCGCUCUCUGCCUUCCCCAGGAGACCCAGUGUUCCUGAAGACACCGCCCGUUUCCUUCCUGUGGGCUUGUCUGACCAUGACUAGCACUCCUGCCAGACAGCACACCGCCACACUGUGACCGACCGCGCUUGCCCAUUCCUUCUGAGCUGACUGGGUACUGGGAAUCUGUCGUCAGCCUGUCUCGGCUGGUGCUGGCCUUUGACCUGGAGCUGCUUGACUGAACCAGGAACCGCCUUUCCAUGGGAAAGACCAUGAGUGGUGGCUCGUGGGGAGCUGGCGGUGGACAGACUGGGUCUGGAGUUUAUCCAUGAGGUGCUCUUACUAGCUUUCCUCCCUAGUUAGCAUGGACGGGGGCUGUCAGGAAUAAUGGAUUUUAUUAAAAGCACAAAUUUGGUAGUGUUUUUAUAUCAUUUCUAUACCACAAAUAAGCCUUUAUUUUAAAAGAAAAAAGUGAAAUCGUGCUGAAAAGGGUUGUGUGCUCAUGGCCGUUUGUGCCCUGCUGAGCCCUGGUGGGCACAGUCUGAAUGGAGUUCUCUCACGAGCCGUGUGCUCAUGAGAAGCAAGAGUAUGGGAGUGGAAGACGGCUCAUUUGGCCCGUAGCUUCAGACAGCAGCAUAUUAUUUGGCGUCUGAAGAAAACAUUUUUAUCUUUACUUUUUUAAGGAUGAGGUAUUAUUGAGUAUGUCCAUUUGGAAGAGAGCCAUGGUUCUACACGCUGGUCAUGUUACCUCAGAGCGGUGAGGUUGCUAAUACUAGUAUUCUCUGAAGACCAGACAUGGGUUAAAUUCGAGAUUUGAUGACGAGCUGGUCAUGGUUCCUGUCUAAUCCCGGUGCUGGAAAAGCUGAGGCAGGAAGAUCAUUUGAGUUCACAGCAGCUUGAGCUACUGUAAGACACCUCCCCCACCCCCAAUAAAAUCAAAUAGAAUAGAAAGUUUGACUCUUUAAAAGUCCACUUGCAUUUCUCAUAAAACCAUUUGACACUAGGACCAGAUCUUGUCUGAAGGCUCAGGGUCAGUACCCAGGGGCGCACACUUGUGUGAUCAGGUUCCGACAAAAGCUGGGUGGCACAGUUGCUUUCUUAAAGCUGCCGUGCUAGGUGGGAUGAAACCUGGUUAACUUUUAUUUUCACAUGGGUCUUAGUCUCACUAUGUAACCCUGGCUAGCCUUGAACUCAGAUCCACCUGCCUCUGCCUCCUGAGCCCAGAGAUGUUCUUGAGGUGGGGUGACAGUGCUCUGUGCAUUUUGGCACGUAUCUGCAGAUGCAUGUUUGUGCUUCUUGGGCUGUGGACCUAAGGAGAUGCUGUGCGGUUUGGUUUGGUUUUGCCUUGUAGCAUGGAGAAUUGGUUCCUAGCAAGCAGGUUGCUGCUUCUGUUGGCCCUGGCCCUGGCUUCUUCACAUUGGGCUUCCCAGCUUUCCAAAGAUGAAACAAGGGGUGUGCAUUUCAGAACAGUACUGUGUAGCCACGUGCCUGUGGGGCUGACACGUGUCAAACUCACAGGCACUUUCAGGAACUUGUCUCUUCAUGGUGGCAGUGCUCUGUGAGCAUCUGCCCAUGCCUUGAAUAUUUACCAAAAGAAUAAAAGCAAAAAAGAUCAUGACUGGACUGCCUUCUAGAGCUCCCCGGCCAAUUUCAGUUGUAAAUUAGUGAGGGUGGCUUGCUUUUUUUUCUAACAUUCCAGCAAUUUGCUGCUAAAGACUAUCACUUUUGGAAACAAGAAUUACAGGGGAGAUGUGUGGGGUGUGACUGUAACUCGGUGUCUUGUCUUUAUGCUUUAGGAGCUAGCUCAUUGCAUCUGACCUGAGUAUGGGAAUCACUAUGAAGUCUGAGUGUCACAGGGAGGCCCCCGGAGGGCACUCUGUUCUUCUUCCACUGUGUGUGUAGCUGGUUCCAACCCAUGGCUUAAACUUCAUUUAUGGUUUAACGUGUUAGAAACUUGCAUCUUGUCUGUUUAAUGUGAACUGAGGUGUGUAUCUCCAGUUUGAAAAUCUCACGUUGUGUCUUACAUUUGCCUGAAGGAAGUGUGUGUUCUCUGUGGUCAGGGUGCAUCUGGCAGAUGCUAAGCCUGGGCCUUCCCACACUAUAGCUCACACUAUGACACAUUCCCAGCCCUGCCAUGUCCUCCUCAGAGAGCCACACUGUACAGGCUGUGUCUGUGUCAGUGACAGGUCCGACUGUUGGUGGGCUGAUGCUCUGUUUUACCAUUUCAGUUCUGAAUCCUGUUUUUUUACAUGCUGUGUGCCAAAAACCAAAACAAACCAACAACAACAACAAAAAAAAUACCUCCUAUGGCAUAGAGGGGAAUUCACCUUGCUGUCAGGGAAAGCCGUUUCCCUACCUUUUGAACAUUACGAAGUCUGUUCUUGCCAGUUUCUUCAUUAUGUUACUAUCUCUGAAGAUGAGAAACAGCCCCUUGAGGCUGCAGAGUACCCACUUAGACCACUGGAGUGGGAUUUUAAGGAGAUGGCCUGCUCUGUCACUUGUAGGUGAGGUUGGGAGUUCUUCAGGGCGUCUUUCUAGCCACAUGCUCUGUACACAGCCACCAAGUGCUCUCCAGAAGCAAUCACAAGCCUGAGGACUGUCCCUUAACACAGAUUUGUAAAAGUGACGUCAGACUUCGUAGCCAGCACAUGGAGUGAUCCGCCUUCUACUCGGAACGGGAACUUGUUUUCUCCAGCUAAAAUACUUGAAUUGUCAGGCAGUGUAAUCUCAGUGUGUGUUAGCUUUUGAAUGAGCCUUUAAGGAAGUGUAACAAUCCAUGAAAUGUGAAUAAAUGGAAAGUUGAAAAACCA